GUUAUAUUCGAAUUCAACAUAAGUCUGAUUCUAUUUCUGUUUGGACCUCUCAAGCCCAACUUCCCUUAUUUCGUCAAUUAACCUUAAGACACUGACCAUUCCAACCUAGAUCUCAUUCGGCUCAGUGCCUCCUCUUCGGCGCAGUUCCGCAUCUAUCAAUCUAAUAACCAGGGUAGGUAAGUGGAAGCCUUAGAGCAAUGGAAGAUGCAGUCUCAUUGCUUGUCUCCUCUCCCUCCACGUGGAUCUCAAAGAAAAGGAAUCUGGACGAGUCCCAUCCGGAAAAUACCAUUGCGGAUGUGCAAAGCCAAUUUAUCACAAAGCCUUUGAAAGUGGAUGGAAAAAACUAUAACAGUGGGGGUGGCUCUGGUCGUAUUUCUGGGUUGCGUGUUUUCAAUGAUCCAUCGUUGAAAGUAAGAUUACCCGGCACAACACAUCAUCCGCUUCCAGUUCUCAUGGAAGAGAAGAAUAUUGCAAAAUAUCAAAGGAUUGUUGCUCUAAGCAAAAUGUCCCUUGAUUUUUUCGAGAAAAAUCAUCCAGGAGAGCAGUAUGAGUUUGACAGUCUGAAGGAUGUGAAGAGUGAGCCUAUUCAUGGCCUAACAUAUUUCAUCAUCUUUUUGGCAAAAAACAUGGGGCUAAAUGGUAGGCCUUCAGAGACAUUUAAAGCCCGAGUAAACUUGCUUAUGAAGGACAUCAAAGUGCUGGAAUGUGAGCUGAUAAACUAGCUUGGGUAUUGCUCUCGUAGCUGUUAAUUAAUACUAUUUAUGGAGUAUUGUUAAUGUUUUAAUGGUUACUACGGAGUAAUAGUAAAUAUAUUUAUGCGACACUUUGAAGUGAAGAAAUGUGAGCUGUUAAACUGGCUUGGGUGAUGCUUGCUUGGAUAUUGCUCUCGUAGCUGUUAAUUAAAUACUAUUUAUGGAGUAUUUUUCAUGUAUUAAUGGUUACUACGGAGUAAUAGUAAAUAUAUUUUUGCGACACUUCGAAUUGAAGAAAUGUGAGCUGUUAAACUGGCUUGGGUGUUGCUUUAGCGGCUUAGCCCUUUGGCUUCUAUUAAUGAGUAAUGAAAUACUGUUCACAUAAGUAUUUAAAUUAUGUUUCAAUAGUUGCCAAUGACAAAGCUCUCACUGAUGUCUAGCCUGUGCAUGUAUGUUGGUCGACUUUUUCUAGUUUGGUAGUUUAUUGCAUUUACUGGCCCCAACACACUCUGUGAAGUGUUGUAUGGUUUUUGUGGUCCAAAAUGGUUGGCAGGAAACUGAUAAACCUUGGUGUUUUGUUGGGAAAAUUGUAUUGUGUGGCCCAUGACUUGUAUUUC
Cuscuta epithymum is the source of this 1309-nucleotide messenger RNA. The record is from the annotation of a GenBank genome assembly. NCBI's taxonomy places the organism in Eukaryota, Viridiplantae, Streptophyta, Magnoliopsida, Solanales, Convolvulaceae.